Prosopis cineraria is the source of this 573-nucleotide messenger RNA. Its product is annotated as protein DMP10. The transcript has a single exon. Gene Ontology annotation, biological process: endomembrane system organization. The coding region runs from base 1 to 573 and encodes 190 amino acids. The record is from RefSeq and is a predicted model, not a curated record. Lineage: Eukaryota; Viridiplantae; Streptophyta; Magnoliopsida; Fabales; Fabaceae.
AUGUCUCAAUCAUCUCUGAUCCAAGACCCAGGCUCAAACCAUCCCCUCCAUAAGACUCUGGCUAGUGCAGCCAAUUUGGCGAAUCUUCUACCCACCAGCACCGUCCUCGCUUUCAACGCUCUCAUUCCUUCCUUCUCCAACAAUGGCGUCUGCCAUCUCUCGAACCAGUUCCUGACUCUGUCCGCCAUUCUGGUCUGCGCCGUGCUCUGCUUCUCCUCCUCCUUCACCGAUAGCUUCGUGGCGAGAGAUGGCAAGCUCUACUACGGCAUUGCGACGUUCAAGGGUUUGUACAUCUUCAACCAUAGCCAGUUUGAGGAAGUGGCGGAAUCGGACAAGUACAAGAUCUCCACGAUAGACUUUGUGCACGCGUUCUUGUCGUUGGUGGUGUUUCUGAUAUUCGCUGUCACCAACACCAAUGUUCAGAGCUGUUUGAUGCCGCACGUGGGGCCUAAUGAAAGUGCCUUGAUCACCAACCUUCCCUUAGGAGCUGGGGUCUUAUCCACCUUCCUCUUCACUAUCUUUCCGACCACCAGAAGAGGUAUGGGGUACUCCGACGUGUACGUCGCUGACUAG